AGUAAAUCAUUCCAGCUGUGGGAUUUGUACAAGCGGAUCUCCCCUCCCCUCCCCCCUCCCGCUGAUCCUGGGAAUGUAGUUGACCCCUCUCCGAGCUACAAUUCCCACCACCUAUAACAAACUACAGUUCCCAGGAUUUCUUGGGGUGCGUGGGGGGGGGACGUGUUUUAAAUGCAUGAUGCCUUCGCAGCCUUGGAGCUGACUCUUCCUUCAGCAAUUGGCCCGGGCGAGAGGGUCGCGGCUCUCUUGAUGUGACGUGGCUACAAAGAAAAGUUACUUAUUUCGCUCCAGGUAGGGGUAAGUAGGGCCUGAACGCCAGCAUGGAGACCCCCAGUCAGAAGAGGAAUACCCGGAGCGCAGGAGGCUCGACCCCGCUCUCUCCGGCCCGGAUCACCCGCCUGCAGGAGAAGGAGGAACUGCAGGAGCUGAAUGACCGGCUGGCCGUCUACAUCGACAAGGUGCGCUCCCUGGAGUCUGAAAAUGCCGGCCUUCGACUGCGCAUUACCGAGUCGGAGGAGGAGGUGAGCCGCGAAGUCACGGGCAUCAAGGCGGCCUACGAGGCGGAGCUGGCGGAUGCCCGCAAGACGCUGGACUCGGUGGCCAAGGAGAGGGCCCGCCUGCAGCUGGAGCUCAGUAAAGUCCGGGAAGAGUUCAAGGAGCUCAAGGCCAGGAACACCAAAAAGGAAGGGGACCUGCUGGCUGCUCAAGCCCGCCUGAAGGACGUUGAGGCCUUGCUGAAUUCCAAGGAGGCAGCCCUCAGCACUGCCCUGGGGGAGAAGCGCAACCUGGAUAAUGAACUCCGGGAGCUCCGAGGCCAGCUGGCCAAGUUGGAAGCUGCUUUGGCUGAGGUCAAGAAGCAACUUCAGGACGAAAUGUUGCGGCGGGUAGAUGCGGAGAACAGACUCCAGACUCUGAAGGAGGAGCUUGAGUUCCAGAAGAACAUCUACAGCGAGGAGCUUCGCGAGACCAAACGCCGCCAUGAGACCCGCCUGGUGGAGAUUGACAGUGGCCGUCAGCGGGAGUUUGAGAGCAAGCUGGCCGAUGCUUUGCAGGACCUGAGAGGCCAGCAUGACUCUCAGAUCAAGAUGUACAAGGACGAGCUGGAGAAGACAUAUGGCUCCAAGCUAGAAAAUGCCAAGCAGUCAGCCGAAAGGAACAGCAACAUGGCGGGGGCGGCCCAUGAAGAGUUGCAGCAGACCCGUAUCCGCAUUGACAGCCUGUCAGCCCAGCUCAGCCAGCUGCAGAAGCAGCUCUCUGCCAAGGAGGCGAAGGUGCGUGACCUGGAGGACAGUCUUGCUCGGGAGCGGGAGACCAGCCGGCGCAUCCUGGGCGACAAGGAGCGAGAGAUGGCGGAGAUGCGGGCCCGCAUGCAGCAGCAGCUGGACGAGUACCAGGAACUGCUGGACAUCAAGCUGGCCUUGGACAUGGAGAUCCACGCCUAUCGCAAGCUCCUGGAGGGGGAGGAGGAGAGGCUGCGCCUCUCCCCGAGCCCCUCCUCCCAGAAGGGCGGCACCCGGACACGCGUCUCCCACUCGUCAGCCCAAAGCACUUCCAAGAAGCGAAAGCUGGAGGACGGGGAGAGCCGCACUAGCUUUUCCCACCACGCCCGGACCAGUGGCCGUGUGGCCGUGGAAGAGGUCGACCUGGAAGGGAAGUUUGUCCGCCUCAGGAACAAGUCAAAUGAGGACCAGUCCCUGGGAAACUGGCAGAUCAAGCGCCAGAAUGGAGAUGAGGCCCCCAUCUGCUACAGGUUCCCCCCAAAGUUCACCUUGAAAGCUGGCCAGGUGGUUACGAUCUGGGCCUCUGGUGCUGGCGUGUCCCACAACCCUCCCACUGAUAUGGUCUGGAAAAACCAAAGCUCAUGGGGAUCUGGAGACAGCUUGCGCACUGCUCUCCUCACCUCUGCUGGAGAGGAAGUGGCCAUGCGGAAGCUGGUGAGAACUGUGGUCAUCAACGAUGAAGAUGAGGAUGAGGAGGACGAAGAUGGCCUUCACCACCACCGCCACCACCACCAUAGCCACUGCAGCGGCUCUGGUGACCCGGCCGAGUACAACCUGCGUUCCCGCACUGUGCUGUGUGGUUCCUGCGGGCAGCCGGCAGACAAGGGGGCUGGAGGUACCAAUGCUGCGGCCAGCACCAUGUCCUCUGGCUCUUCCUCUUCCAGCCUCACCAUCACGCGUAGCUACCGUGCCGGAGGCACCAGCAUUGGGGAAGGCCUACUCCCUAGGACCUACAUCCUGGGCAAUUCCAGCCCACGCCAUCAGGGUCCUCAAAACUGCAGCAUCAUGUAGACCUUCUCAUGUUCCUUGACAAGCUCACUGCCUGCUAGAUGAAGCGAGUUGCUGCUUACAUGCACAGGAAAAGAUGAUUAAGAAACAUUUUUUACAGCAGGAGUUUAUACUUUAUUAUCAUUAUUACACAUAUACAGAUAUAUAUAUAAAAUGCUAAAGAAGCUUCAGGGUUUUUUUAAGGAAAAAAAUUUCUAUAUCAAAAAAGCUUUAAAUAGAACCAACCAAGCCAAAGAGAUUUGAGUUGUUAUUGCCAAAAAGAGAAAGAAAAAAAUAUUGUACUUAGUAUCUCCUUUAUAUAGGUAUGUGUAGAUAUAGAUAUAUAUAUUUUCCUUGAACACCAAAGAUUUCUGUAUGUAAAAGGAAAAAAACCAACAACAGCCACCAGAGUUAAGGUCCUCUUGGCUAAUAUUCUCCCGUAAGGGCAAACUCUGUGGGACUUUUUGCACUUAACGUCUCCCCGCGGGAUACGAUAAAGAUGGAACAAUGCCCAUAAAGCACUCUUGGCUAGCAGCAGCUGUAACCCACAUGCCUGAGUUUGACCCUUGCAUAGAGUGACACUCAGUUCAGAGUGAACCUUUGUUUACACUGUCAGUGGGAAUGGGAGAGGUUUUUUUAAAAACAACUUUUUCAGUCUGAUUUGGUCCAGAAAUCCCAGACAGGAAAUGUGCCAUGUUUUAAUCCAAUGUAGGUUGUCGAGCUGUUUUAAUUCAUGCUGAUGAGAUCCCUCUGGGUGACAAGGGGACACUCUCGCUAUAAAAUGCAAAGCACCCCUAAAUUGACCAGGAUUAUAAAUCCAGUUUGCCUUAAACACCAACAGUGGCUGAUUCCAGUUUGUGCCCUCUCUCCUCAAAGGUUCAGAAUAAAAGAUCACCCAUGUGAACAAAUGAAAUUUAGAUUAACAUCUGAUGAGUUUAUGCCUUUACAGAAAGAAAUCUAGAUUGAAUUCUCCCAGUCCCCUGGAAAGCUUGUACGCUUUCUCAGACAUAUACUUUUGAUUCACCUCUUGACAGUUUCGGGGGGGGGGGAUAGCAACUUAACACCCAUUUUUGUGCAAGUUUUGUCUUAAAAAUAGAAACUACCUUCUUUUGGAAGAUGAGCAUUUAAGAUGCCCACAUUGUAAGAAAAAGCUGUUGGCAGCUGGGGCUUGGCAGUUGUCUAGUCCAAAAACAAUUCUUUAAAAUGCUCUCUCUCUCAAUGCCCUGCUUUGCUUGAGUUGCAGCUGCUGUUAUCCGUCCCCUUGCCUUCCCACUGCUAUGCUAUAAUAGUCAAUAUAAAUACUGUUGGGUUGACAUUUUAUGUACUGUGUUGUUCUUCAGUGGCACUUUGAGGGCGAAAGGGGUGUGUGCGUGCAUGUCGGGGAGUAGCCAAGGUCUGCCUCGGAAUGGGUGGGAGCCAGAAGCAAAGGAGGAUCUGGCUAUCUGUGCCUACCAGCCAUAAUGACUAUGCUCUGCCUCCACGGUCAGAGGCAGUAGUCCGCUUGCUGGAAACCACAGGGAUGGAAAGUUCUGCUCUUGCGCUAGUGGGACUUGUUUGCGGGCUUCCCACUGAAGCAUCUGGCCGGCUACUGUGACAACAGGAUGGCCUGAUCCAGCAGGCUCUUCUUAGGUUUUAAAGGAUGGCAGAUCUUUGCUGAAGGAUGCUCCACGGAGCCAGUGGUGCCGUUUUGGUGGCCUUCAAGGGCUUAAGGGAGGUGAGGUGAAUGGCCAGGGGGAAAUGUGCCUUCUUGUUUCAGUUCUGGGACCAGUUUUUCUGCAUCUAGGUUUAACUGUGAUGCCCUAGAUGUGCUGCUCAGUUAAAAGCUUCCUAGACAAAGAACCAGGGAGGAUUUUGGGGGGUGGGUUCCCCUCAAGUCCCUGCUGCUUUGGUAGUGAGUUUGGAGCAGGCGCUUCAUAGUCAGAGAAGGCACGUUGCCCAGCAGCAAAGUCUGUCCAAAGUUAAGCCACCCUGCUGAAGCACAGGGGUGGGGUGGGGGGCAAUGACAGCCAUGCGACCUUUGCAGCCUUUGUUUUGAGGAACUUGUUUGUCUCCAGCUAAACCUAGAUAUUCCCCUCACAGUGCUCUGCUGGCACGAUCCUGUUGGUAGCAAUUGCCCUCCCUCCCGGGAGUCUGGCCCAGCAGAGGAUUUAAAAAUGCCUUUGGGGAGCAUUCCCAUUUUCUUCUCUUGCAGCAAACAGUUUGGUCCCCUCAAGUUUCAAGCUCGUGUUAAGUUUGGAAGAUGUAUACAUGCACACGUAUAUAAGAAGCACAUGGAUUGGCUUGUGCUGUGCUCCUAGGUGUGCCUCAGGGGCUCAGUCCAAGGAGAGUGAAGCCUUUUACCAAAAACACGUACCCAAGAGACCUGGGCUCAAGAUGCAGCACGGUUUCAACAAGCCAAAGUCAAGCGCAAAGAAUGAGUCUAGGUGCAAAACUAAAGAUUGGGAAAACCGUCCGACUGCAGGGAGCUCAGCCAGGUGGGGGAAUGAGGAGCAGCCAGAGCCCUCGGUUUCCAGCAAUGAGAAGGAUGGAGGAGGAGGCCUUAUGUGCCUGGCCCCCUAAACAGCACCCCAUCCACAGUGGCUGGCAGUGUAGGAGUCCCGGGUUGCUAACUCAUGCAGAGACUAACAACUCUGGGUUGUAUGCUGUGCUGCUGCGCUUUGGCUUGGACCGGAAGCUUUUGGUGCUGGCGCUCCUGUGGACUUUGGGGGGGGGGACUCCGCCUCUCCGUUGCCAUUUCCAGGGGUUCUUCAUCAGGUACUAACCCAGUGGACCCCUCAAAAGGGAUCCUUAGCAUUAGAUUCAGGGGGAUCUGCCUCAAGGCUCCUCAGAUUCCUUGACCUGGGGGUGUGUGUCUGGUUCCUUCCCUGAGGACUCAGGGGUCUGGCACCAGGUCAGGGCUCAGCAUGACGGCUUGGGUGUUGAACUUGCAUGGAGAUGAAAGUGCCGGAAAUGCCCGCUGGGAGAAAGGCAGGUGGAUUUUUGCCCGGGCCAGCCCCAGCCACAACUGUAGUUCAGCUGUGUGGACUAUAUACCCCAGGGGGCAGCUAGCAUGGGUGCCCCCUAGAUCUUGCGGGAAUACAACUCCCAUCAUCCCAGACCAUCGGCUUUGCUGCCUGGGGCUGAUGGGAGUUGGGAGUCCAACACCACCUGGCGAGCAGCAGGUUGGCUAUCCCUGCUGUACCCUAAAGAAGGCCCUGUUUGAUUGUAAGCUCCUAGAGGGCUGCUGGGUCAGCUGCCUGCAGCAUCCCCAUCCAUAGGGACUGCCAAGAUUGGGUGCUCUUGCUCCAUUCAGCCAGAGCCAGCUGGAGACACACACACCCCGGAUAUCCAUGCAUUUGUUGAACUUGUGUGACCUAGAGAAAUCUAGAGGUUUGGGGGGGCUCUCGCCCCUGGGUUAGUUUUUGCUCUAGGGCCCAGUGCCUGUGUCUCAGUGAGCCCCUCUCACACAUGGAAGGUGAUGCAUUUGUGUGUCUCAGGCAGGGAUCUCCCCUGUACCUUGAACAGCAGCUACUCUCCCUCUGUGGGCCACAGGUGAACUCUUUUUUUAAAAAAAAUCUUAAAAGACAAACAGUUUUUAAAAUGCUCUGUGGUGGAACUAGAGUGAGGAGUGUGUUGGGUGGGGGAAACCUUUUCCACGCACCCACGUAUCCUUGCAUGCUGCUUUGGAAUGCAGACAAAUAGGCUUCCUCAGGGACAGCUGGGCAGCAUUGUUUGCCACUAGCCUGCAGUGCACCCUCUUCAAUUGCAGGUGGCGGCAACGCGACAACCCUGCAUUGUACGUUGCAUCUGUUUUCUUGCCUUAAUGCGGGAGGGGCGCGGUGCAAUAAUCAAACCCUAAACUGAAAAUGUGCCUGCCUGCUGCCCGCCAGUCUCGCUUCUUUCAUUUUUUUCACUGCAAGAGCUGCCAUCCCAUUGCAGCCCCUCCGCAAGUCAUCUCUUUCUCACCCACAUCCACACACCCUUCCUGCAAGGACCGACCACCCAAGACAGUUCUGUAAGGAAGCCACUGCUUUUUGUAGGGAUUUCUUUUUGUGCCAUUGACUUUGGAAGCUGUCGGGGUGGGUCUGCUUUCUGCAGAUCACGCGGCAGUUGCACAAUGUUUCUGUAUUUUCUUAACCCAAUACACUUAAAGAAGUCUACCAAA
Rhineura floridana is the source of this 6411-nucleotide messenger RNA. It is a transcript of the gene LMNA, whose product is annotated as lamin A/C. The record is from RefSeq and is a predicted model, not a curated record. Bases 321 to 2291 code for a protein of 656 amino acids. The transcript has 13 exons. Lineage: Eukaryota; Metazoa; Chordata; Lepidosauria; Squamata; Rhineuridae.